Molecule: messenger RNA, 1230 nt
Organism: Molossus molossus (Pallas's mastiff bat)
Lineage: Eukaryota; Metazoa; Chordata; Mammalia; Chiroptera; Molossidae
Gene: ZACN
Product: zinc activated ion channel
Exons: 9
Coding region: 1-1230 (409 amino acids)
Biological process (GO): regulation of membrane potential; chemical synaptic transmission; signal transduction
Cellular component (GO): membrane; neuron projection; synapse
Molecular function (GO): neurotransmitter receptor activity; transmembrane signaling receptor activity; extracellular ligand-gated monoatomic ion channel activity
Source: RefSeq, a predicted model, not a curated record
AUGGCCCCGUGGCUCCUGCCCUAUCUCGCCUUGCUCAGACUUGGCACCACCAGGCCCCUGGUCCAGGGCCACGGCUUCCGUGCACCAGCAGUUGCUUGGCCAUCCUCCUUCGGCCUCAACUCACCCCUGGAGGUUCAGGAAACCAUCCAGAUUCCAAACAACGGGAGCGCAGCCCUGCUCGUGGACGUGCAGGUGUUUGUGACAAAUGUGUUUAAUGUGGACAUCCUUCGGUACACCGUGUCCUCCAUGCUGCUGCUUCGGCUGUCCUGGCUGGACACUCGCCUGGCCUGGAAUGCGAGUGUGCACCCACGGCGCGUGCUCACACUGCCCUGGGACUCACUGUGGACCCCAGGACUCACUAUCCAAGAGGCGCUCUGGGUGGACUGGCAGAACCCGAGCCCGCAGGCCCAAGUGGACCAAGAUGGCCACGUUGAGCUCUACCUGGCCCUCACCACGGAGACCAACUGCGACUUUGAGCUCCUCCACUUCCCCAGAGACCAGAGCAACUGCACCCUCAGCUUCUACGCUCUCAGCAAUACUGCGACGGAGCUCGAGUUCCAGGCCCACGUGGUGAACAGAAUUGUGAGUGUCAAGAGGGAAUAUGUGGUCCGGGACCUGCAAACACAAGUCCCACCCCAGCAGCUGGUGCCCUGCUUCCAGGUGACGUUGCUCCUACAGAACACAGCCCUCAAGACCAUCAUAGCCCUGCUGGUCCCUGGAGAAGCGCUGCUGUUGGCUGACUUGUGCGGGGGGCUGCUGCCCCUCCAGGCCACGGAGCGCACUGCCUACAAGGUGACCCUGCUGCUGGGCUACCUGGUCUUUCACUCCUCCCUGGUGCAGGCCCUGCCCAGCUCCUCCUCCUGCAACCCGCUGCUCAUUUACUACUUCACCAUCCUGCUGCUGCUGCUCUUCGUCAGCACCAUGGAGACCGUGCUGCUGGCAGGGCUGCUGGCCCGGGACCACCUCAGGGCCGAGAGAAGCCCCAGCCCAGCCAGGGGAGGGCAGCAGCACGAUCCUGACAAUGGAGGGCCUAAUCCUGAAGAAGCCACCCGAGCCACCGGCACAUGGAGGAGCUGGGCUGAGGCUGCCGACCACGCCUUCUUCCUGCUGUACGUGGCAGGGGUGGUGUGCAGCCAGUUCAUCUUCAUUGGACUCUGGAUGUGGGCGACAUGCAAAUCCGACCCAGCCCCAGGCAAGGCCGCACCCCACGGUGGGCAGCCCAGGCUGUAA